GGAGCAUUGCUGAAGCUCAACAGUUCAACAUUGUCAGUGUUUCAACUUCCUAGUAAAAAUAAUACCACAAUGACCACCUAUUUCCAGUACCCAGCCCCCGAGUUGCAGGAGGAGCUGAGGAAGAUCGCCCAAGCGAUCGUAGCCCCUGGCAAGGGCAUCCUCGCCGCUGAUGAGUCCACAGGAACUAUGGGCAAACGUCUCCAAGACAUCGGCGUUGAGAACACUGAGGAAAAUCGCCGCAGAUACCGCCAACUGCUCUUCAGCUCUGAUCCGAUCCUAUCUGAGAAUAUCUCCGGUGUGAUCCUGUUCCACGAGACCCUGUACCAGAAGGCCGAUGAUGGCACGCCCCUCGUGUUGCUGCUGGAGAAGCGCGGUAUCAUCCCUGGAAUCAAAGUGGACAAGGGCGUCGUUCCACUAUUUGGAUCUGAGGACGAGUGCACCACACAGGGUCUUGACGAUCUCGCGCAGCGUUGCGCUCAAUACAAGAAAGAUGGCUGCCACUUCGCAAAAUGGCGGUGCGUGCUGAAGAUCGGUCGCAACACACCGUCCUACCACGCCAUCUUGGAGAACGCCAACGUCUUGGCCCGCUACGCUUCCAUCUGCCAGAGCCAGCGCAUCGUGCCAAUCGUCGAACCCGAAGUCUUGCCCGAUGGUGAACAUGACCUUGACCGCGCCCAAAAGGUUACCGAGGUCGUCCUGGCAGCCGUGUACAAGGCGCUCAGCGACCACCACGUCUUCCUUGAGGGUACUCUGCUCAAACCCAACAUGGUGACUGCCGGCCAGUCAGACAUACACAAGAAGACAUACACUCCGGUAGAUGUCGCUCGCGCCACCGUCACCGCUCUGCUCAGGACAGUCCCCGCUGCCGUUCCUGGUGUCACAUUCCUCUCCGGCGGCCAGUCCGAGGAAGAAGCGUCGGUGCACCUGAACGCCAUCAACGCGAUCGAUCUGAAGAGGCCGUGGGCCCUCACCUUCAGCUACGGCCGCGCUCUCCAAGUGUCCGUGCUUCGCGCUUGGGCUGACAAACCUGAGAAUGUUCUCGCUGGCCAGCAGGAACUGCUCAAGCGUGCCAAGGCAAAUGGUCUAGCAUCUAUUGCCAAAUACCAGGCCGGAUCUAUUCCCUCUUUAGCAGCUAGCAAGUCUAACUUUGUGAAAGCGCAUGCUUAUUAAUAAACUUAAUAAUUCGAUCUAAAACUCUGAUCAGUAACACGCAAGGUAAUAAUAAAUAAAUGCUAACUUCUUUAUAACAGACAUUUCUUUGAUCAAAUCUUUGUGAGGAUUUACUUGCGUUAACUCACAUGAACUUGUUAAAUUGCACUCAACAAAAAUGCAGCUUCUUAUUUAAAAAAAAAAGAAAGCUGUACAUAAAUUUCAUCGUAGA
Molecule: messenger RNA, 1381 nt
Organism: Galleria mellonella (greater wax moth)
Lineage: Eukaryota; Metazoa; Arthropoda; Insecta; Lepidoptera; Pyralidae
Product: fructose-bisphosphate aldolase-like
Biological process (GO): fructose 1,6-bisphosphate metabolic process; glycolytic process
Cellular component (GO): cytosol
Molecular function (GO): fructose-bisphosphate aldolase activity
Source: RefSeq, a predicted model, not a curated record